UUCGAUUUUUUCGGCCAUUUUUUGUCAUUUUUCCACCAAACCAACAACAAACAAACCCUUCCUACACCAAAAGCGGCCUAUCCCUCCAUUUUGAGCAGCUUUGGCCGACGUUUUUGUCGCCGGAGGCGAUUUCCGGCGAGACUCCGGUGAGGCUCCGACGAGCACUUCCGGGCACUUUUUCGGCUUUUCGUCGCUUCCAUCGCCUUCCCCUCAUCAUCCCCUACACCUCUACUUGAGUCUCUAGGUUUGAUUUUGCCCUUAACGAUGUUAAUUGUGGAGAAUUGGGUGUUAGGGUGCAUGUUUAGAGAACCUCAUUGAAUCUUGUGAUUUUUGUGCAAUUGAUUGAGGGGAAUGCAUGGAGUGUGUUUGAAUUGUGUUGGGCAAAGUCCCUCUUGGUUGUUUGAGCCCUUGUGUGCAAGAAUUGUGCCAAUUUCAUGCUUACCUUAAUAGUGCACACAAGGUGUUCGAUGAAAUGCCUGUUUUUCAUGCUAUGUUGUGGGCACCGGUUGUGGCCCUUAUUGAUGUGCUUUGAGGGUGUGUUUGCUAUGGAUGUGAACCUUAAGUUGCCUACUUUAUCGUGAAUGUGCACCCCCACUCAGAUUAUGCUUGAUUUAUCGAGUUUUUGACCCCCGAACUAUGGAUGAAACCAUGGUUAGGCUGUUUUCUGUUCUUAAGUGUGGGGGUGUGAUUAACAUUUUCCUUGUCUCUUUUGGUUCCACUUUGGGCUGUUCUUUUGCAGGACCAUGUCGAAGCCCAACCUCCGGCAUCAAUAUGUUCAAGAUUUGAGAAGGGGACCCCACCAGGAUCGUUUUAAGAACGUCCUGGCCUGCAAGUUUGGGCAGCAUCAUUACUGGUCCAAGCGAGAGUUGGAGACGCUGAACUGCUACGAGCACCUCUCCCCCGUUGUCACCAACCGCUACUGGCGCCGCCUACUCAGCAUUCGCGAGAAGGUGUACCAUGAGCUCAUGCUCGAGUUCUACACUACCUUCGAGCACGCAGCCACAGACGAUUGGAAGGACGAAAAAGCCGUCCAGUUCUGGCUCGGCGGUGUACCACGAUCCAUGAGCUACGACGAGCUGGCGAACGCCCUCGGCCUCAACCUGGUCAAUGACAGGAACUACCUCACCGAGAGCGCCGAGCCAGCGGGGGUGGACUUCGGGAGGCUAUACUACAGCCUCGCUCGGCCACGUCAGCUUCCCUUCAAGGCGGGGAAGACGAAGGCUAGCACAUUGCAGCUCGACAACCGCAUCCUCCAUCACAUGCUGGCCAAGUCUUACACCCCAUCCUCAGACAGUGCCAGUGCCAUCACCAAGAGAUCCCUAUACUUCAUCCAGUCCAUGCGCUAGAGGGAUCAUCCCCUCCACUUGGGCUCGGUGGUGGCGAGGACCUUCGAGAAGAGUGCUUCUGAGCUGAAGAAACUCCACUGCACUCC
Molecule: messenger RNA, 1432 nt
Organism: Linum trigynum
Lineage: Eukaryota; Viridiplantae; Streptophyta; Magnoliopsida; Malpighiales; Linaceae
Source: the annotation of a GenBank genome assembly